AAUUAUAGGGAAUUUUCGCAAAAGUGGUAGGGAGUUUCGCAGAAAGCAAAAGUAAUCAAAAGCGGUAUAGUCGUUGGUGGCUGAAUUAAUAAAAAAACUGUAUCAGCUCUGAUAUUCGAUAUUUAAUUUUAGACAAAUUGCUUCAGCAAUAUUAUAAAACAUGACAAUUGCUCAGCAGUUUCUUGGAAAAAAGACUUGUAAACAGCAAGAGGAACCCUUGGUACCACCAUUUGAGACCCCGGCAAAUAUAAAGGAUGCGGAAGAGGGGCGACCUGUUGUGGUUACUAUGCACGCUCAUGUUAGGAGAGUGAGCUCUUUAACUACUCUUUGUAUCUUUGCUACUGCACUACUUGUAUUAACAACUGGUGUCAUGGGUGGAAUGUAUUUGUAUCGCCAUUUUGCUCAUUAUAAGGUUGGACAAAGUGCAAAUCUUCGUCAUUUCCGUGGAUGGUGCUCUGUACCUUAUUUACCAGAUGUUCAACCAGAACCCAAGCCUGUAUCAUCUGAAUUGAAACAAAUGGCUUCUGAAGCAUUGGAAGUGAAUUCUCCUAAAGUAAAUUUUUUUGAGGAAGAACUAGAUAUUGAUGUGAAAUUCGAACAGUAUGAAAGAAUUGAAGUCCCUUCAUUUGAACGUGGAAGACAUGCUCAGUUUGUGCACGAUUUUGUAGCAAAUAAAACCGGUAUUGUGGACUAUGAAAAUAGUCGAUGCUUUGUGAUGGUGUUAAAUCGUAACUAUGUGUUUCCUCCUCGUGUUUUAUAUGAACAAAUAUCCAAAAUGAGAGCUGGAUAUUUUGAUGCUGAUACCCAGAUUGUAAGGCAUACAAUGCAAGUUGUUACACCACCUAUUAGUGAUUUGAAAAAUGUGGGAUUAUUCAUUGCUAGAGAUUGUGCUCAAAUGCCAAUAUAUAUGUUAGAAAAAGCUAAUUCAUUGGUGUUUAAAAGAAGUUUGGAUUCAUCAAGUAAAGAUUUAUUUGUGGAGUUUGCUGGCAACAAAGUUAAUGAAUUUCAAAUCAUUAAUCUUCAUGAUGCCAUUGCUGGUGAUAAUGUUGUUGCCAACUCUUAAAUUUAUUGAACUAUUUAUAUCAUUGUAAUUAUAUCUUUGCUGUUUGCAAAUUAUUAAGCACCAUUUAUGUGUAUUAGUGAUGCUAUAUUGUGGAUGACCUAAUCAUGUAUUACAAUUUAAACUCUCUAGAAAAUUUUAAUUGUGGAAAAUGUCACAGACAUAAGACUGAACUAGUCAUAAGUGAAGUGGCUUUCUGUUUUGUGACAUCAGCUUUGUAGCUUUGUUUUGUUGAAGUGUAUUUCUGUUAUAUAAGUUGACUAGUUGCAUAUACUUAUUCCAUUGUGUUCUUUUUUAUAUCAAUCUUAUUCUAUGUUUUUGCUUUGUUAAAAGUUUGUUAUAACUUAAAAAAUGUGGUUAAAAUGUUGUAAGAAAGAAAAGUAGCAGAUCUUUGAGCAAGGUAACAUUUUUAUCCAAGGAGGUGUAUAAAUGUUGUUUUAACAGUAUUUUGAAAUGGUGAAGCAAUUUUUCCUUAAGACACAUUUCAUGUAUAUUGUUUGAAUUUAUAUAUGAAGAGUGUAAUGAUUGCUUAUAUCUCUUACCAUUUUUUUGUUUUCAAAAUGUAGCUACUUCUGUAGUAAGAAUUAGAUGAGACACAUUUAUAUAUUUUCAUGCUUUUAUUGCCUUUGUAGAUAAAUGCUUUUAAUUGCAUUUAUCUAGCUUUUAUGCAUUUUGUAGCUUUACUAAUUUUUAACAAAUGAAUAUGUUGUCACUGGUUGACUUACAGAAAUUUACUAUUAAACUUCAUAUUAAAUAUAUAUGUUACUGGUUCAUAACUUUUAAUAAACUAUAUGCAAAUUAAGUAGGAAAUAUUUCAUUCUAUUUUCAAUUUUUUUCUUUUAUUAUACUUUUAGUUUUUUCUUAAGUGUAACCUAUUAUUAUGAUCUGAAGAAUCCUAAUUAGUUAAAUUGUUUGAUUCAACUUCAUAAAACUGCUGCAUGCUCUAACAGUUAACCAAUACAAUUUUUUAAUGCUGUUAUGAUUGAAUCUCAUUUUUAAAACUUAAGCUGUUUCUGAUAAUUUAUUUUACUAUUGGAGAGCAAUAAUACAGCAUUGAUUCACUUGUUCUUAGCUUUUUGUUCUUCCUAUUUCUUCUAUCUAUUUUUGCCCUGUUGAAACAGUAGUUUUUGUUCAAUCUUGAAUUUUUUUGCUCAAGAUAUAUUGUGCAAUUAACUAACAAUGCAUAGACAAAGCUUUUAUUAUUUUGAGAGGCUUAUAGUAUUUACUAUAACUGUUAAGUUAUUUGUCAUGUUCUACUAUUUUGAAAAAAGUUAUUUGCUGUUCUAAACAGAAAUAUUAAGAUUGAGUAAAUUUUAUAUUGCUGUUAGUAUUAGACUAUUGAAUUUUCUAUUUGUUCUUAUAGUACAAUCUGCGGAAUCUAUGGGGUUAUUAUUGAGUUUUUUUUUCUCAGUAAAUUAUAUUUUAAAGGUCAGGCUCAAAUCAUCCACCCAAAGGGGCAAUGGAGAAUGAUUGAAACCAUACUUGAUUAAUAAAUAGACAGGAGGGAAAUUACAAAGUAUAAUAUAACAAUACUACAAUGAAAAGGUUAUAAUAAAUAAAAAUUAUUAGCAAUUAUUACAAAUUUGCAAUUUAUCUAAUUAGAUAAAAAAAAAAAUUACGGAAUUGAAGGUACAAAAUCUGGUAAAGACAACAAAAUCCAAUCAAACUCACCUUGUACUGGUGUCUGAGAAAUUCCUAAUUUAUCAAAUUUGUCUUAAAACUCUUGCAGAGUAUGAUAUCCUUAGAACUUUUUUUUUACAAUGCCUACUUUUCACCAUGCAGGCAUUUGAAGGACAGAUUUGUUGGCCACUCUUUCAGGGGCACCAUAUUAGAUGGGCCAACGUUGCUCCCACGUUAAGCACAGAUAGUACAGAGAAUGAAAGAACAUCUAUGCCUUGCCCGGGAUUCAAACCCAGAACCUUUCUGACCCAAGACCAGUUCCCUAACCCCAACACAGGCUAGUCAGCUGCUCUUAGACCUUAAUUUUCUACAUUAUACAUCUUUACUUAAAUUAUUUAAUUCACUAUAUUAUGCAAGUAUUGCUGCCAAGUUAUUUGUUAUUCCUUUAUCAUCAACAUUGUCAGAAAGUUUAGUUAUAAAUACUUCUUGAUAGCAAUCUGCUGUUCUAUUAGUCUAUUUUUAGGGUAUCUGUAUUUAUUUAAUACAAGGUGUAUUUAUUUAUUUGAUAGCUUUAUUUUUGCUUAUUUUUCCAAAAAGCAUAUACUUGUAAUAUCAAGGUGAGCAUAAUCAAACUAAAGUCAUUAUCAUCUUGGAUGGCUUGGUGCUUUCCAAGCAAAUUUAAAGUUUAAAUCUUAGACCAUAAUGUGUGAGGCAAAAAAGUUAGAACCUUUCAGUGUUUGGAGAUAAUUUGAUUACUUUUUAAAGACUUUAUUUCUUUAUAGUAGUAUCAUAAAGCAUUUUCUUUCUAAACAUUUAUUCAUUUUUAAAAGUUUAUAAUAUGCAUUACUUUUUUUUAAUCUAUAUACCUUUGAAAUCAUUCUUUAUUUCUUAUUUUUUUAAAAUUUAUGCUUAUCCCACAUUACUCCAGGACUUAUUUGUUUUACUAAUCACUAUAUCAUUUUGCCAGAAUAUUAAAGCACUAUACCGAAGUAUUUCUAAGCUGGUUAAAGAAAAAAUAUUAAAUUAUAUCCUGUUUGUAAACAGUGUUUGCAAAUGCCUCUGAAUCAAGGCUUUCCUUAAUACUUUUUAAUAGCUUUAUUUUUAUUUAUUUAAAUAUAUGUAUGUGUAGAGAACUCUUGAUAAAGAGUCUAUAUAUUUUUUUUUUAUGUCUUAAUUAAUCAAUAAAAACAUUUAUGUCCCCGAAUUAUAAUGAAUAGUUGUUUUUUUAGUUAUUAUUGAAGGUUAAAUAAACAUUUACUUGACAAAUGUCUAUUGCGUGUCUGUUUUUCUUUUAUUGCUAAAACAAUGUGUCCUUAUUUUACCCUCUAUAUUCAAAAUAUCCAAUAGCAGUGACCAAGAAAUCAUCCCUGUUGUUCAGCUAUGGUUUUACCCUAGAAAAUUUAUUCCCUAAUAAUGACAAGAAAUUGAAUAAUUAGCCUUUAAGUUUACUUUACAAUAACAAUACUGGAAACUUUUAAGUUUGCCAUAACAAAAGGUAAUGUUUUCUUGGAAGAUAACUACUCUACCUUUUUAUUCUUAGUACUACUAGAUAUUGGAAAUUUUUUGUAGCCCUAAUGCAAUACAAAAACAUUAACCUUAGUGGAAUUUUUAAAAUAAGUCAAGUCAUCCUUUAUUAGUUAAAAAUUCACACAUCCUGUAGUGUUUUAUCUUGCAUAUUUUAAAUUACUUUUUUGGAAAGCAUUGUCAUAGCUUAUUUGGAAUAUUAUCAUUCCAACUAUUUUUCAUUUGAAUUUGCAUAACCUGAGUGAAAUUAUAAAAAAAAAAGACAGAGAGAGAAAGAAAUUAAGACUGUCAAUGAACUUGGAAUAUAUUUGCUUAACUUAGCUAAAAAUCUUAAUGGCAUAAUUUGCGAAAAUAUUUUAAUUGUGAUUAUUGAAGUUAUUUGUAAAAUCCUGUUUGUUGUUCUAGUUAUAGUUGAGUAAUAAAUAUUUAUCUGAAUGUU
Parasteatoda tepidariorum (common house spider) is the source of this 4643-nucleotide messenger RNA. RefSeq names its product integral membrane protein 2B. Gene Ontology annotation, molecular function: amyloid-beta binding. Lineage: Eukaryota; Metazoa; Arthropoda; Arachnida; Araneae; Theridiidae. Gene Ontology annotation, biological process: negative regulation of amyloid precursor protein biosynthetic process. The record is from RefSeq and is a predicted model, not a curated record. Gene Ontology annotation, cellular component: plasma membrane; extracellular exosome; Golgi apparatus.